UGGUACCCCAUUUUAUACGAAAAAAUAAUCUUUGAACCAGCCAAAUGAACUUGUUCGUUCAUCAGCUGCACCUCACUAGUAUAUAAACAAUAGGGAGAGCUUUUGAAAAAAUAUAGUUAUUUUGGUUCGGACUUCGUCGUUGUAAACAUCUCCAGAAAAUAAUUAUGGCUACUUUCCGAAUGGGAGCCAAGACCCAUCCAGUGCCCAUGGCUCUGUUCCGUAAAAAUCGCCAAAAUUUGUGCACUGCACUGAAGGCCAAUUCGGCUGUGGAAAAGGGUUCCUUUGUCUUGUUGGAAGGCGGUAAAGAUGUCAGUUUCAACGACACCGAUGUCAACUAUCUGUUCCGUCAGGAAUCCUAUUUCCAAUAUCUUUUCGGCGUAAAAGAGCCUGACUGUUUCGGUGCAUUGAACGUCGAUUCUGGGGAAUCCAUACUCUUUGUACCACGUUUACCCGAAGAAUAUGCCACUUGGAUGGGACGCCUAUUUACUUUGGAGGAAUUCAAAUCCAUGUAUGAAGUAGAUCGUGUUCUUUAUGUCGAUGAACUACCAGCAUUCUUUGAAAAGGCUGCGCCCAAAUUGAUUUUGACCCUCAGUGGUGUGAACAGUGACAGUGGUUUGCGUUCGAAACCAGCCUCGUUUGAUGGCAUUGAAAAGUAUGUGGUCAAUUGUGAUUUAUUGCAUCCAAUUUUGGCCGAAUGUCGUGUGAUUAAGACCCCCGAAGAAAUUGAAGUUUUGCACUAUGUGGCCAUGGUGUCGUCGGAUGCCCAUAUUAAAGUUAUGCAGUUCAUGCGUCCCGGACGCACUGAGUAUGAAGGUGAAGCUGUUUUCCUACAUCACGCGUAUGCUGUGGGCGGUUGCCGUCACACUUCCUACACUUGCAUCUGUGGUAGUGGUACCAACUCUGCAAUUUUACAUUACGGACAUGCUGCAGCUCCCAAUGACAAGGCUGUGCGAGAUGGUGAUAUGUGUCUCUUUGACAUGGGUGCCAAUUACUGUGGCUAUGCUGCUGAUAUAACCUGUUCAUUCCCAGCAAAUGGCAAAUUCACCGAAGAUCAAAAGUUCAUUUAUAACGCUGUACUAGAUGCCCGCAAUGCGGUGUUGAAAGAAGCACGUGAAGGUGUCUCCUGGGUUGAUAUGCACCGCUUAUCUUGCCGUGUUAUGUUACAACGUCUCAAGGAAGGUGGUAUGCUCCAGGGAGAUGUUGAUGAAAUGUUGGCUGCUGGUCUGGCCGGUACCUUCCAGCCUCAUGGCUUGGGCCAUCUAAUUGGUUUGGAUGUUCAUGAUGUCGGUGGCUAUUUGCCCGGUCAACCUGAACGUCCCACCGAACCAUGGCUGAGUAAACUACGUUUUGCCCGUGAUCUUAAGGCGGGAAUGUAUGUUACCGUCGAACCUGGCUGUUACUUUAUCGAUAUUCUUAUGGACAAAGCUUUGGCCGAUCCAAAUCUAAACAAAUUCAUUGUCAAGGAUGUGUUCGAACGUUUCCGUACAUUCGGUGGCGUUCGCAUAGAGGAUGAUGUCUUGAUUACCAAAACCGGCAACGUGAAUUUCGCCAGUGUUCCAAGAACUGUGGAAGAAAUCGAAAAGUGUAUGGCUGAACGUACCUAAGUGUUGCAGCUGCGUGCAUAAAAUAACAGCUGCUGGGAUAAUAUAUAUUAAAUAUAUAAUCGUAUUAUCAAUGUAUUAGCUUUGUAUAUUGCUCGUUUUUUGUGUGAAUCGACAAAUGAUUUGUUGUGCUGUUUUGAUAAGAAAUUUUUGUAUUGAACUGUUUUUUUUCCCAUGUUAUCUGAUAAAUAAAGUUAUAUAUUUUUUAAAA
This is a messenger RNA of Musca domestica (house fly), 1812 nucleotides long. It is a transcript of the gene Dip-C, whose product is annotated as xaa-Pro dipeptidase. The record is from RefSeq and is a predicted model, not a curated record. Lineage: Eukaryota; Metazoa; Arthropoda; Insecta; Diptera; Muscidae. Gene Ontology annotation, molecular function: metalloaminopeptidase activity; manganese ion binding. Bases 165 to 1604 code for a protein of 479 amino acids. The transcript is spliced from 2 exons.